Molecule: messenger RNA, 759 nt
Organism: Triticum turgidum subsp. durum (durum wheat)
Lineage: Eukaryota; Viridiplantae; Streptophyta; Magnoliopsida; Poales; Poaceae
Source: the annotation of a GenBank genome assembly
AUGCCUUCGUCGUUGAGGAACAUGCCGCCGGUGGCCGCGGCGGCGACGGAGUGCCGGCUCAGCGGAGAAGGGGAUACCAAGCGAGACAUCAUCCCCGGCAAAGAUCACAAGUGCUUCGUGCGCCUGCACGGCGACCUGAUCCUGAGCUACCGGCUGCGCGCUGUGGGAGGGCCCAAGAGACCCACGCUCCUGCACCAGGAGCCUACCCGGAGAUUCGACAAACUCUUCGAGCUCUUCGACGCCGAUGCCUUCUUCCAGAGCUACCUGGCCUGCCGCGACGCCAUCCACCAGAUGCUCGAGCAGACGCCCCUCGUCGGAGACUUCGACCUCGCCCCCGACAACUGGGACGACUUCCUGCCCCAUGAUCUGGCCAUGCUCAUGGUACGCGCGGUUCGGCACGAUACCGAUGAACAUGGUGGUGUCACCCUUCGCUACAACGUCGACAUGGAUCUCACUAUUUUGGUGAAUAUCGUCUACAGCGAGCCCAAGGCGCUGCUCCUCGCGUGCGAGCAGCGUGCCACGGUGACUCGAUGCCUAUUCGCGGCGACGCCGACCGACUGCCCUAUAUGCAUGGAGGAUAGUGACACCACCGUGAGGGUGAGGCUGCCGUGCUCCCACUCCUUCCACUGCGACUGCAUCUUGCCGUGGUUCUACAAGGUGGCCAAGUGCCCAAAGUGUCGCCAUGACUUGGGCAAGUACCUUGUCGCCGCCACAGACACCCCAAUGGGGAAGUUCCCCGGCCUCCCCCAACAACCCUGA